GUUAGAUGUUGAAAAGGUCAUUUUUAGCGUCACUGAAGAGGGCCUAUAUGUCCUACAGAAUACUUACCAAAGCUGAUCUAUCCAAGUUCUAGCUACUGUUAAAUCGUCAGCUUAAAACACACCUGGUCUCAUUCAUAACACUAUAAACUUAAAAUAUGGAAACCACUGUGUUAGUUACAGGGGGUUCUGGUUUAGUGGGAAAUGGGAUUCGACUAGCUCUAGAGAACAUUAACGGUUCCCUCAAACGAAAUAAUGAAAAGUGGAUAUUUUUAUCUUCCAAAGAUGUUGAUCUGACGGACAGUAAUGCUACUCGGGCGUAUUUUGAACGCAUGCGCCCAACCUACGUAAUUCACUUAGCUGCCAAAGUUGGAGGUUUGUUUGCCAAUAUGUCUGGCAAUCUUGAAUUCUUUCGGCAAAACAUGCAUAUUAAUGACAAUGUAUUAUCAAGUAGCCAUGCAGUUGGUGUAAAGAAGGUUAUUUCAUGUCUUUCAACGUGUAUAUUUCCUGAUCGUACAACUUAUCCAAUCGACGAAACUAUGGUACAUAAUGGACCUCCACAUGAUUCUAAUUAUGGAUAUUCUUAUGCUAAGCGCAUGAUUGAUGUAAUGAAUAGAGGGUAUAGCGAGACUUUUGGUGUUCUUUAUACAUCUAUUAUACCUACCAAUGUAUUUGGUCCAUUUGAUAACUUUGAUAUUAAUCAAGGACAUGUUCUUCCUGGUCUUAUUCAUAAAGCAUACUUGGCUAAAAGUAAUUUAUCUAGUUUUGUUUAAUUGCCUUUGGAUCUAAUUUACUGUUUUAAUACUAACUUUUCGUUUGGUCGCUCUUAAAGUCACCAUCGUUGAUUAGAUUUUGAAAAAUUAUGUGGUUUAAAAAUAUUUAAGCUAUUUGAUUUGUUUAAUUUAUGCGCAAGAAUAUUUUUUAAUGUUUAGCAACAUAGAGGACAUUUCAUAAAAUUUUGAUGGGUGAACACUUAGUUUAAUCAAAUAAAAAAUUCUGCCGAAAGUUCAUAAAGGGGUUUGAAAUUCAAAGUGUCAUAAUACAAAAUGUCUUGAGUAAAUAAACCAAAAGAUAGCUCUGAUUCAUCGUGUGCAAUAUGGUAAUGUUUAAUUUCGUAUUGUGGUGAGUCCUCAGGGACAGCACUUGUGCUUCUGCACCUCAAAUAUAUGACGUUAUGAUGAAAAGAUGCUUUAAAGGUUUGUGUUCCCUACAUGAUUUUAAUUGAUCUCUUCAUGGAUCAUUUGCCGCUGGACUUAUCCUCCUUAUGUUAUGCUGAUCUAUUUAAGCACUUGUCAAUUGUGUUUAGAUUUGUUGGAAUGCAUAUACUAGUUUUUAUUAUAUAUACUGAGUACGUAAACAUUUAUCCUUAAAUGGUAUAUCUAUAUAUAUGCUUAGAGAAUGGCGAACCUUUAACUGUUUGGGGUUCUGGUAAGCCAUUGCGUCAGUUUAUUUAUUCCGUUGAUUUGGGUCAUCUCAUCAUAUGGGCUUUACGGGAGUACAACGAUUCUUCUCCAAUCAUACUUUCUGUACCCGAAAGUGAUGAAAUUUCGAUCCGUCAAGCUGCCGAAGCAGUAGCCAAGGCGAUGGAUUGUCCUAAACUCGUUUUUGACACAACUAAAGCGGAUGGUCAGUUUAAGAAAACUGCAAAUGCAUCGAAACUUCGUCAACUUUAUCCUGAUUUUAAAUUCACUCCUUUUGAACAGGCUAUUGAAUAUACUUGCAAAUGGUUCCGUGAAAAUUAUGAAACUAUUCGGUGCUAGUUGUGCCUACAAUUGUCUGUGGAUAUGGCACUAUACGAUUAGUUAUUUUCAAUGUAUUUUUAUACUGUUUCACUGUAAUCUGGUUAGCUAUGGAAAAAGUAGUUUGAUUUUGAUUUUUGUAAUAAUCCUGAUAAUAUGUUCUAAAUAUUCAGUUGAAAUAAAUAAUUAUUCGCACAAAUCUGGAUGAACGUUUUUCAUAAUAUGACCAAUCUACAUCAAUUUGCAUGGCUACGUUGUGUUAUUCUCCAUGAAGCAAUCCACGAGAUUUGUGAUCUAGUAUGUGUCUGAUGCUAAACUUUGCCAAAACUGUUCAACAUAAUCACUACAUGACGUCUGUUCAUGAAGUAGGCAACUGCACUGUUAACAGGUUGACAAAGUUUCCAAAAGACUUACUACCUUCCAGCUCUCUUAAGCUGCUUAGUACUUUUAUAGUGCUUCACAAUGAAUUAUCCCAAGAGUCAACGUGAUCCAAGCUAGUAUAUUCCUAUCCAUAGUUUUAUUGAUAAUUGCUACAUAAAAGAUCAUAACGUUAUCAAAAUGUUUUCCCGCAAUAUUGUUUAUGACAACUAACACUAUCUAUGCAAGGAACAGUCAAACAUCCGGACUAUUGUUAUGAUACCUUAUAACUAUAUUAUUAUUAUUAUUGGCAACAGACUUGGACAUUGUUUUUAAAUAGACGCUAACCAUAGAAUAAUUAUAUGCAAAGUAGUAACUGGACAUGCUCAUCUGAAAGAACUAAAAAGAUAAGGCGAUGACUCAAGCCAAAUAAGUGACUUGACAGAGUUGCAAGUUAGCACAACCGGGAUUAAAAGAAUAAAAAACUGUCCACAAAAAUGUCACUUCGUCUGUAAUAUGCGGUGUUUUUCGUUUACAUUAAUUUGAUAUGAUCGUUGUAGAUAUGGUUGCAUCUCUAGUAUUAUUUCUGCUCUCGUUUAUUUUGAUCAUGUUUCCUCAAUCAAAAUAUGCUAUCUAUAUGAUUUCUACGUAUUUAUUUCGUUCACUUGAUAAUGCUAUAUAUGCGUUAUCCAAAUAAGAAUUCAACGUGAACUGCUUGGAGAUUCUUUUACUAGGUUAUUGAUCAUAUUGUGUGAGUAUUUCUGGCACUACCAGGCUAUUCAAACCUCAGUAGGAUAAAGGGAAUAUAAACGAAUAAAGUAAGCGGUCAAUUAAAUCUAUAUUCAUGUUAGAUGCUCAUUCAUUAUUUUAUAUAGACGUCAAAUUUAUCUAAACGAAUAGUAUACACUGAAAAAUAAAUAACUAUUAAUCUACUCAUAUUUAGAGUUGUAAUAUAAAUUUGAGUGUAAGAUAAGUUCCUGAGGAUUUAAAAACAUAUAUUAUCAAUUUGUGAAUUGGACUAUUCUAUAAAUAAUCUGACAAAUCCAAGAUGCCGAACAAUUCCACUUGUCUACAAAUCACUUCAUAUUCAAUGAAAAACAACACAUGCGGAAACCCACUAUUCCCAGUGGUGAUACUUAGUUGUUGUGCUGUGUUCAGAUUACAACUUAAAACAAUUUCAUUGAAGGCCAAAAACGUUUUUCAGUAUUCGAUCUACUUCUGAUCACAACAUUUUGACUAGGUCGGUAGAAAGCUUGAAGACAAAAUAUGUUUUAGCUGAAGCAUUAAAUAACCAGUACUGUGGUUGGGCGAGACUAUAAUUUAUGGACAAACCAAUCACGUAUAAAAUAACAGGCCUCAAAUUUUGACGCGAAAUUCACCCAUCCAUUUGGAUAAAGAGAGUCUUAGCAUUAUAGCUGAUGUCAGUUCGUGAAGAAAAUCCUAAAUUUAAUUCCCAACGCUAACCAUCAAAUGUCAGUCAUAAUUCUGAUUCCUUACGCUGGUUCAUAACCCUCAUUUGGUCCUAGUUAUUAGGUGAACACUCUCAAGGUCACUUUGGCGUCGUUCAAAAGUCGUCCAUAAAUUGUAGUCUCACUUGUGAUUGACCACUUAAAGGUGUCUACAGACUGCUGUUUCUUCGAUAAGCUCAUCACUUGGAUGGCUGUUGUCUGUUUAGUCGUAGCAGUUUAAGCAGGAUUCAAAAGUUUUCAUCUAUUAGUGUGGGAAUUCUAGAGCAAACAUUUUAAAAACACAUGGAGACAAGUUUCCACAAAAUGAAGAUUAAUGUCGAAAGUUACGUAACAACACCUCUGGAAGUGGGUAAAUUAAUAGAGUAAGGUGGGUAAAGUCUAAAGUGACACAAGAGUGAAGUUGUAAUUGAGAUUAUAAAGUAAAAUAUUACGUGGCUAAUUAAUUGAAACUGUAGUUAUCCCAGAAAUGAAAUAAUAGGAAAACAGGAACGAAGGGCUUGGAAUAUACUAUCGAGAAAAACCUAGUCCUUUUACGACUUAGCUCAAUCGAUAAAAUACCUGGCAAGAUUGGUUUUGCACUAAAUGCUACUUAACGAAUGACCUAUUCAGCCGCUAAACUAGUCUUUCUGUAUCAAACGCAUUGCCCAUUGAGACAGACAAAAAUGGACAAAUCCCUACCUCAUUACUUCCAAUCGUGUUCACCAGUUUACAUUUGCAUACUGGAGCGUAUACAUAGGAAAGACAAAAGGUGUGAUACUUGCUCGCAUUCCGCAAUAAAUGUGAGCAAAAUAUCGUAUUUUCAACAGUAUGUUCAUCAUCUGCUUGAUAGUAGACAGCGUUGAUACGUCAAAACAAGUAAACAGUGUCGAAUUUACUAUAUUUCACUGAAGUCAUCGUUAUUAAGAGAUAUUCAAAAGGAUGAAACCGUAAGUCUCGUUCCAAGGAUAUUGGCAUCCCAGUACUUGUAAUUCAGUCGCAAUAAAUAGUCAAUAGCCCAAAUGUGGGAUGUGUAACUUUCUACAUUUUCAUACAGUAUCAAAUAACUUGUUUUUCUAAGGUUAAUUUUUACUGACUUAAAAGAUGGAAAAAUGAGUAAUGACGCUUUCACUAUUCACUAUAUGGUUGACUAACAAAUACAUAAUUUUAAUAAAUUAUUCAUAAAAAUCUAUCUUUACACAGAUUACAUUAUCGUACACAGUUUGAAUUUAAAAAAUAUCUUUUGUUGUAUAGCUUUUCGGAAGCCAUUACUGGUUUACACGGCCUCAGAAACUUAAUAGUUUUUUUGCGCAUCAUCCAUACUAUUUCAAGUUGUCUUGGCCCUUAUUAUUAACACCAUAUCUACUUUCAUAAGGCGUUACAUUUUUCUAGCCAUAAUUGUCUAAUAUUUACAGUAGUACAUAUAUCCUAUUUCUAAGACUUAUACAUAGAUCAUAGCAUAUAAAUAAUACAAUCGAUAUUGUGAACACACUACAGUAUUAUUACCGAGUGAUAACUUCAUUUUGCCAGUGCAAUGUUUCAGUUUCUCAAACUUUUAGGAGAAUGCUUGUAGAUGAGUAAAAUGAACACUGUCAAUUUUGCUUGAUUUCUUAUUCUUGUGUACCUAUGACAAUUUAAAACCCCUUGACGAAAAUCUAAUAUCAAGUUUGACACAACUAAAGCGGAUGGUCAGUUUAAGAAAACUGCAAAUGCAUCGAAACUUCGUCAACUUUAUCCUGAUUUUAAAUUCACUCCUUUUGAACAGGCUAUUGAAUAUACUUGCAAAUGGUUCCGUGAAAAUUAUGAAACUAUUCGGUGCUAGUUGUGCCUACAAUUGUCUGUGGAUAUGGCACUAUACGAUUAGUUAUUUUCAAUGUAUUUUUAUACUGUUUCACUGUAAUCUGGUUAGCUAUGGAAAAAGUAGUUUGAUUUUGAUUUUUGUAAUAAUCCUGAUAAUAUGUUCUAAAUAUUCAGUUGAAAUAAAUAAUUAUUCGCACAAAUCUGGAUGAACGUUUUUCAUAAUAUGACCAAUCUACAUCAAUUUGCAUGGCUACGUUGUGUUAUUCUCCAUGAAGCAAUCCACGAGAUUUGUGAUCUAGUAUGUGUCUGAUGCUAAACUUUGCCAAAACUGUUCAACAUAAUCACUACAUGACGUCUGUUCAUGAAGUAGGCAACUGCACUGUUAACAGGUUGACAAAGUUUCCAAAAGACUUACUACCUUCCAGCUCUCUUAAGCUGCUUAGUACUUUUAUAGUGCUUCACAAUGAAUUAUCCCAAGAGUCAACGUGAUCCAAGCUAGUAUAUUCCUAUCCAUAGUUUUAUUGAUAAUUGCUACAUAAAAGAUCAUAACGUUAUCAAAAUGUUUUCCCGCAAUAUUGUUUAUGACAACUAACACUAUCUAUGCAAGGAACAGUCAAACAUCCGGACUAUUGUUAUGAUACCUUAUAACUAUAUUAUUAUUAUUAUUGGCAACAGACUUGGACAUUGUUUUUAAAUAGACGCUAACCAUAGAAUAAUUAUAUGCAAAGUAGUAACUGGACAUGCUCAUCUGAAAGAACUAAAAGAUAAGGCGAUGACUCAAGCCAAAUAAGUGACUUGACAGAGUUGCAAGUUAGCACAACCGGGAUUAAAAGAAUAAAAAACUGUCCACAAAAAUGUCACUUCGUCUGUAAUAUGCGGUGUUUUUCGUUUACAUUAAUUUGAUAUGAUCGUUGUAGAUAUGGUUGCAUCUCUAGUAUUAUUUCUGCUCUCGUUUAUUUUGAUCAUGUUUCCUCAAUCAAAAUAUGCUAUCUAUAUGAUUUCUACGUAUUUAUUUCGUUCACUUGAUAAUGCUAUAUAUGCGUUAUCCAAAUAAGAAUUCAACGUGAACUGCUUGGAGAUUCUUUUACUAGGUUAUUGAUCAUAUUGUGUGAGUAUUUCUGGCACUACCAGGCUAUUCAAACCUCAGUAGGAUAAAGGGAAUAUAAACGAAUAAAGUAAGCGGUCAAUUAAAUCUAUAUUCAUGUUAGAUGCUCAUUCAUUAUUUUAUAUAGACGUCAAAUUUAUCUAAACGAAUAGUAUACACUGAAAAAUAAAUAACUAUUAAUCUACUCAUAUUUAGAGUUGUAAUAUAAAUUUGAGUGUAAGAUAAGUUCCUGAGGAUUUAAAAACAUAUAUUAUCAAUUUGUGAAUUGGACUAUUCUAUAAAUAAUCUGACAAAUCCAAGAUGCCGAACAAUUCCACUUGUCUACAAAUCACUUCAUAUUCAAUGAAAAACAACACAUGCGGAAACCCACUAUUCCCAGUGGUGAUACUUAGUUGUUGUGCUGUGUUCAGAUUACAACUUAAAACAAUUUCAUUGAAGGCCAAAAACGUUUUUCAGUAUUCGAUCUACUUCUGAUCACAACAUUUUGACUAGGUCGGUAGAAAGCUUGAAGACAAAAUAUGUUUUAGCUGAAGCAUUAAAUAACCAGUACUGUGGUUGGGCGAGACUAUAAUUUAUGGACAAACCAAUCACGUAUAAAAUAACAGGCCUCAAAUUUUGACGCGAAAUUCACCCAUCCAUUUGGAUAAAGAGAGUCUUAGCAUUAUAGCUGAUGUCAGUUCGUGAAGAAAAUCCUAAAUUUAAUUCCCAACGCUAACCAUCAAAUGUCAGUCAUAAUUCUGAUUCCUUACGCUGGUUCAUAACCCUCAUUUGGUCCUAGUUAUUAGGUGAACACUCUCAAGGUCACUUUGGCGUCGUUCAAAAGUCGUCCAUAAAUUGUAGUCUCACUUGUGAUUGACCACUUAAAGGUGUCUACAGACUGCUGUUUCUUCGAUAAGCUCAUCACUUGGAUGGCUGUUGUCUGUUUAGUCGUAGCAGUUUAAGCAGGAUUCAAAAGUUUUCAUCUAUUAGUGUGGGAAUUCUAGAGCAAACAUUUUAAAAACACAUGGAGACAAGUUUCCACAAAAUGAAGAUUAAUGUCGAAAGUUACGUAACAACACCUCUGGAAGUGGGUAAAUUAAUAGAGUAAGGUGGGUAAAGUCUAAAGUGACACAAGAGUGAAGUUGUAAUUGAGAUUAUAAAGUAAAAUAUUACGUGGCUAAUUAAUUGAAACUGUAGUUAUCCCAGAAAUGAAAUAAUAGGAAAACAGGAACGAAGGGCUUGGAAUAUACUAUCGAGAAAAACCUAGUCCUUUUACGACUUAGCUCAAUCGAUAAAAUACCUGGCAAGAUUGGUUUUGCACUAAAUGCUACUUAACGAAUGACCUAUUCAGCCGCUAAACUAGUCUUUCUGUAUCAAACGCAUUGCCCAUUGAGACAGACAAAAAUGGACAAAUCCCUACCUCAUUACUUCCAAUCGUGUUCACCAGUUUACAUUUGCAUACUGGAGCGUAUACAUAGGAAAGACAAAAGGUGUGAUACUUGCUCGCAUUCCGCAAUAAAUGUGAGCAAAAUAUCGUAUUUUCAACAGUAUGUUCAUCAUCUGCUUGAUAGUAGACAGCGUUGAUACGUCAAAACAAGUAAACAGUGUCGAAUUUACUAUAUUUCACUGAAGUCAUCGUUAUUAAGAGAUAUUCAAAAGGAUGAAACCGUAAGUCUCGUUCCAAGGAUAUUGGCAUCCCAGUACUUGUAAUUCAGUCGCAAUAAAUAGUCAAUAGCCCAAAUGUGGGAUGUGUAACUUUCUACAUUUUCAUACAGUAUCAAAUAACUUGUUUUUCUAAGGUUAAUUUUUACUGACUUAAAAGAUGGAAAAAUGAGUAAUGACGCUUUCACUAUUCACUAUAUGGUUGACUAACAAAUACAUAAUUUUAAUAAAUUAUUCAUAAAAAUCUAUCUUUACACAGAUUACAUUAUCGUACACAGUUUGAAUUUAAAAAAAUAUCUUUUGUUGUAUAGCUUUUCGGAAGCCAUUACUGGUUUACACGGCCUCAGAAACUUAAUAGUUUUUUUGCGCAUCAUCCAUACUAUUUCAAGUUGUCUUGGCCCUUAUUAUUAACACCAUAUCUACUUUCAUAAGGCGUUACAUUUUUCUAGCCAUAAUUGUCUAAUAUUUACAGUAGUACAUAUAUCCUAUUUCUAAGACUUAUACAUAGAUCAUAGCAUAUAAAUAAUACAAUCGAUAUUGUGAACACACUACAGUAUUAUUACCGAGUGAUAACUUCAUUUUGCCAGUGCAAUGUUUCAGUUUCUCAAACUUUUAGGAGAAUGCUUGUAGAUGAGUAAAAUGAACACUGUCAAUUUUGCUUGAUUUCUUAUUCUUGUGUACCUAUGACAAUUUAAAACCCCUUGACGAAAAUCUAAUAUCAAGUUUGACACAACUAAAGCGGAUGGUCAGUUUAAGAAAACUGCAAAUGCAUCGAAACUUCGUCAACUUUAUCCUGAUUUUAAAUUCACUCCUUUUGAACAGGGUGAGUAAAACUUUCUACACACAUAUUUUAUUUAUUUAUUUUUAUUUGAACACAUAAAUAUUGGUACAAGAGGGCACCAAAUAUAUAUGCGCCACACAAAACAAUGAG
Messenger RNA from Schistosoma haematobium, 9015 nucleotides. RefSeq names its product GDP-L-fucose synthase. Gene Ontology annotation, biological process: nucleotide-sugar biosynthetic process. Bases 156 to 770 code for a protein of 204 amino acids. Gene Ontology annotation, molecular function: GDP-L-fucose synthase activity. The transcript has 7 exons. NCBI's taxonomy places the organism in Eukaryota, Metazoa, Platyhelminthes, Trematoda, Strigeidida, Schistosomatidae. The record is from RefSeq and is a predicted model, not a curated record.